Molecule: messenger RNA, 2127 nt
Organism: Sitophilus oryzae (rice weevil)
Lineage: Eukaryota; Metazoa; Arthropoda; Insecta; Coleoptera; Curculionidae
Exons: 6
Coding region: 151-2127 (658 amino acids)
Source: RefSeq, a predicted model, not a curated record
AUUCAGUCCGCCAUUAGCCGUUAUGAUAAUGAAAGGUAACAGUUACGAGGUUCUGCCGAUUCGCAUAUUUUGAAGCUUUGAGGUUACGAGGAUUUUCUUUUGGAGUUUUCCCAAUUCAGAGACGAAUUUUAUGGGAUCACCAUUAAAAAAAUGUCGACGCGAACGAAAAAAAUUCUGGCCUUAGCUGUUCAAAACCAAAGAGAGAAUCAAGAAAACAUUCCAGCUAUAGCAAAUUCAAGCCAUAGGAAUGAAGAUUGUAAUAAAGUUCUGAGCUCCGAAGAUGUAGCGGAAAUGAUCCAGGAGGCAGUAGUCGUUUUUGAAGAUGGCUUUUGCAGCGAAUUAACUCCAGAUAUUUUUAAAACGGGAGAUUCAGCGUCAAAAGAUGAGCAAGAAAACCCAUUGAGUUGUGGAAACAACUUGGUUAAAAAACAGAUUAGAAUAUUAUCCGAUAUUAAUCUCCAAAAAUAUUCCGAUCCAGUAAUAUCGGCCAAAGAGGACAUAAUGCAGAUUGUUGUGGACUGUCAAGAACAAAUCGUAGUGAAGUCGCCUGAUCAAACGUCGCCAACAGAAUCUCAGCAACAAACAGAAUUACCUCCAAAUAUUUUUCAAAUGGAAACUUCGGUGAGAAAGGAAAAACAGGAAGAACUACAGAGUCAUGAAGUAAACUUGACAGAAGAAGAGACAGUAAUGGAAACAGACAUCUCAAGUUCAGAUGAUGAGACUCCCCUGAUAAAACGAAAAAAAGGACAGAAAAAGAGAGAUCUUAACAAAAAACUAAGAAUGAGUGGAGGAAAAUACAUCGAAUUUCGGAAACCAAAAGGUCAAAAAAAUACAUUUCACGACACUCCUCGGAAUGAAAGACGUCUAAAAGAUCGAUGUAAUUGUAAAGAUCCUUCAAAACAGUGCCUGAAAUUUACGGAUGACGAUAGAAACAGAAUUUUUCCGAAAUUCUGGUCCGACAUGUCAUGGGAGCAACGUAAAGUUUUUGUAGCGACCACAGUUCAAGUUUGUCCCCGGAAAAGACCCGAAGCAGAUAAUUCAAGACGAUCAGUGACAUUGAAAUAUCAUUUGAUUUUAAAUGAUGCUCACAUUCCAGUUUGUAAGUUGAUGUAUCUCAACACACUAAACUUAGGAGAGUGGUCUGCAAGAUCUUGGGCUUUAUCAGCAAAUAAUGGGAUGAUAAAAAGUAAUGAAGUCGAUGUUUCUUUGAGGUCGAAACGAAAAGAUAUUUUUAAAGAAGAUAGAGAAUUCCUAGAGGCAUUUCUGGGCAAAUUAAAUAAACUUCCAUCCCAUUAUUGUAGAAAAGACACACAGCAACUGUAUCUGGAGCAAACUUUUCAGUCCUGGAAUGAUCUGUUUAAGGUUUACCAAAAACAGUGCGCAGAUAACAAUCGUAAUGUUCUUUCCUCUAAGCUUCUAAGGCAGAUGGCAAAAAAAAUGAAGAUUGCUAUUUUUUCGCCUCGAAAAGAUCAGUGCGAUGUUUGCUUUAUGUUUAAGAACGGAAAUGUACCUGAAGAAGAUUACCAGAAGCACAUCGAAGCAAAAAAUACAGCUAGAGCUGAGAAAGAAAGAGAUAAAGCAGAUGCUCUAGAGAAAAGAUGUCAUGUUAUUACAAUGAUGUCCAGGCUGUUAAACUGUCACCGCAGAUUCCGGCAAAUUUUAUUGAUAAAACGUAAAAUGGAAGAAAAUGAAGCUCCCCAUUCCUCUCAACCUCAAAAAAAGAAAAUUAAGCGCUAUUGUACGUUCAUUCCAGAAUGGGAAGAUAUGUUCGAACAUAUCAAAAAGGUAGACGCUGAACAUGGGAUGUGCAAACUAUGUAGUGCCCAUUUUACAGUAAAGUUUGAGGGAAAAAGAGCAGUUGAAAAUCAUUGUAAUAGUCAAAAACAUAAGAAUAAUAUUCGUGAUUUAAAAUCAAGAAAAAAUGCUGCUAAACUAGCAAUAAGACAAAAGGCUUUGGAACUGGAAAGUAACAGACAAAAACUGGAAUCGAAGAAGCUUGCUUUUCAAAAAGAAAAGUUCCUCCAAGAGAAAGAAGAAAGAAAAGCCUUAAUGCAAUUUUUCUAUGUUUUUGAAAUGUCCCUUCAUCUUCAUAGUCCCUUCCCUGACCACGUUUUAAGUCGUGCCUAA